Messenger RNA from Fusarium venenatum, 489 nucleotides. NCBI's taxonomy places the organism in Eukaryota, Fungi, Ascomycota, Sordariomycetes, Hypocreales, Nectriaceae. The record is from RefSeq and is a predicted model, not a curated record.
AUGAAGGGUUUCAUCUCACGGCAAACGCGAGCUGAGAACAAGACGGACAGGACAGGGCCCAGUGUUGAGUCCAUAAGGCGAACAGCUGAGAGUAGGUCCGGCAAUUAUGAGGUACAUCAGGCCUACCAGGAUGGAUGGGCACGCAAGACGUCACAAACGCCAGAAAGAACAGUAGAUCAUUUAUGUACUUUGUCCUGGUCCCAUGGAGUCGGUACCCAGCAUAGUGUCCCCGAGGGAAAAGCAACGAGAAACCCUUCCACUGCAACGGCAUCGAUCCAGGCUACAGUACCAGGCGAACGGGUGCCCUGGUUCUCGGAAAAGAUGGUUCCCGUCAUGUUGCCGCCUCCAAUGCAGUACAAGCACAAACAGCAUACAGUACAGUGCAUACCUACAGUGCACCGCCUUGAACAGGGCUUCCCCAAGCGAGGCGCCGCCUUGUCUAGCCAAAAGGCUGUCGAUGAUAGGCUUGGAAGCGUCCCUGAACAAUAG